This is a messenger RNA of Lycium barbarum (goji berry), 1303 nucleotides long. RefSeq lists its product as uncharacterized. The record is from RefSeq and is a predicted model, not a curated record. The transcript has 2 exons. Lineage: Eukaryota; Viridiplantae; Streptophyta; Magnoliopsida; Solanales; Solanaceae. Bases 506 to 1159 code for a protein of 217 amino acids.
UUGCUCUUGUAUAUUUUUCUAUUUACAAUAAAAAUAGAUAAGUACUACUCCAUAUCUUUUUUCUCAAAGCAUCGACAACAUGAACAUGAUAAUGGGAUCCUUAAUCAACUCGUUUAAAACAUUCUGCUACAUUUUCAAACGAAACAUAUUCCCAUUCUGUUGUUGCCUCAAAAGUUGGACACUGAAUAGAAGUGUUCUGAAAGAAACAAGGAUGGGGUAUCUGUGGAAAGAGAAAACAUUAUGGGAGUUUUGAAAUUCAAAUUAAACUGUGGAGUGAAUAUGCUUAACUUGAAUCCAAGUUUCCUGUUUCCUUGGCAUCUUUGCUUCCUUUACCUGGACACUUUUAUUUGCAUUCCUUUUCCUUUAGGAAAUGAUUUCAGAUUCCUUUCUCUCUAGGAUCAAUGUCCUUUAACAUUUUAAAACUGAUCAAUCCCUACCAUGUUCUACCCUGAAACACAAAUUAGUCCGGUCCGAGACGAAAGAAGUAGGACAAAUUUCUGCAAAGAUGAAAGAACAGCUGCUAGCGUUGACAGCAGUUUUGGUUCUGAGUUUCAUAGCUGAAAAAUGUAGACAAUUGGUCGGAGAAGAAUCAGCUUCAAGAAGCAAGACAGAGAGAUUCACAUUCAUAAACUGCUUCGACAUGAGUUAUGGAACCAUAGGCUGCCUACUCAAGGAAUUGGUAAAAAAUUAUUUAUACUACAUUAGAGCAACUCAUGUGCACAAGGUAAGGAAUGAAGCAACAAAAGAAGCAGUCCAAGAAAGCUUGUCUAAAGGACAAAGUCUUGAAGAUGCAAUGAAAACAGGGCAGAAAGUUGGAAAUGCUGCAGCCCAACGAGCAUCUUUACAAGCGAAGCACAUUAUGGGACCAAUGGUGUCAUCUGGAUGGGACUUUUUUGAGACUGUAUAUGUAGGUGGCACAUUGGCUGAGGCAAUAAUUAGAAGUGUUGGGACAUUGUUGGGGUCAUAUAUUGGAGGAAUUGUUGGAGAAGGGAAAAAUAGGUGGUUGGGUUUUCUUUUGGGAAGUCAAUUGGGCAGCUGGAUUGGUGGGAGGUUGGGUCUAAUGUUGUAUGAUGUGGGAAAUGGGCUGCAGUUUCUGCUUCACCUCACAAAGAGUAAGAGUGAUGGAGAAAGCACCUCACUCAUGUUGAAUUCUAGCUAGUGAAACCUUCCCGAUGUAAAGCUUAAUAUUUCUUGAUUAUAUCAAGGUUUAACCUUAUUGUAUAUUCAUUCCUUCUUGUUAUUUCUUAAAAGAAAUUUCUACUAUAUUGGAAAAUAAAAAAAGGUAAACAAUGAAUUAAACUCG